AUGACAAAGUGUCUUCUUUUCGUCGUUGUCGUCGAUAAAGGCAGUGGGGAGAACAUGGGUUUCACCCUCCUCCAGCACCGCAACCCGCUCGAUCGCAAUGCAGAGAUCGGUAUCGCCAUUGGUCAGAAGUGGUGGGGAAAGGGCUAUGGGACAGAGAUUAUGUCAUGGUUGAUUCCAUAUGCCUUCCGCGGGCUCUCCCAGCAUAGACUCUCGCUGCAUGUCUGGAGGUCGAAUUCCCGUGCCUUGAAAAUGUAUGAGAAACUUGGGUUCAAGCAAGAGGGUUGUAUUCGCGGCGCAGUAUGGAAGGAUGGAAAGUGGGUGGAUACCCUGUGGUUCGGCUUGCUCGCGGACGAGUAUAAGCCAUCUUAG
Messenger RNA from Stereum hirsutum FP-91666 SS1, 369 nucleotides. RefSeq names its product acyl-CoA N-acyltransferase. NCBI's taxonomy places the organism in Eukaryota, Fungi, Basidiomycota, Agaricomycetes, Russulales, Stereaceae. Gene Ontology annotation, molecular function: acyltransferase activity, transferring groups other than amino-acyl groups. The coding region runs from base 1 to 369 and encodes 122 amino acids. The record is from RefSeq and is a predicted model, not a curated record. The transcript is spliced from 2 exons.